UCGGGCCCCAGGAGUUGGCAGGGUCUGCGCAGGGGUCGGGUGGGUGGGGCCGACACUUUCAAUUAAUGCAGCUAUUUGAUAAGAACAGCGGUGCGGGAGGCUGGCCGUCUUUAUGGGGGCGAAGGAGAAGGGGCGCGGGAGUCGCUGCGGGAGAGUUACCGUAUUUGCGUGGGGCAGCGCAGACUCUAGAGGAAAGAGCCACCGUGGAGACUGGAGGAACAGGGGCGCAGCCUGGGCUGGGCUGGUGAUUGCAGCUGGAAGUACCCAUGACCGAGCUGGCGUCCUCCGGGGGCGGGUCCCCUGCGGGGGACGGGGAGGAGGGCCUGGGGGACGAGCGAGGCUUGGUAAUCCACCACCCCCCGGAGGAGCAGCCCCACCGCUGCCCGCUGUGCGGCCAGACCUUCUCGCAGCAGCCCAGCCUGGUGCGGCACCAGAAGGCGCACGCCGGGGCGGGCCGCGCGGCCGCCUUCGUGUGCCCCGAGUGCGGCAAGGCCUUCAGCGUCAAGCACAAUCUCGAGGUGCACCAGCGCACGCACACCGGCGAGCGCCCCUUCCCCUGUCCGGAGUGCGGACGCUGCUUCAGCCUCAAGCAGAACCUACUCACGCACCAGCGCAUCCACAGCGGCGAGAAGCCGCACCAGUGCGCGCAGUGCGGCCGCUGCUUCCGCGAGCCGCGCUUCCUGCUCAACCACCAGCGCACGCACGCGCGCCUGCCCGCGCCGCACCCGCGCCGCCCCGGCGUGUUCGGGGAGCGGCGGCCCUACUUCUGCGCCCGCUGCGGCAAGAGCUUCGCGCGCGAGGGCUCGCUCAAGACCCACCAGCGCAGCCAUGGCCACGGGCCCGACGGCCAGGCGGCCCAUUUAGGCCGCGUGCUAUGAUGCGCGCCGGGCCUGCCGGCUGUUUCCUGCCCCAGAGCCGCAUCCGUGACCCCCGGAGACGGCGCUGGGCCGCGGCGCCCACUCUGGAUGGGAUCUCGGGACACGGGGAGGGCUGGCUUGGGGUCUUGAAGGAGUGGGCCCCUGCCAGGCCUGGGCUGCCUCCUUCCGCUCCUCCCCCAGGACCCUCCGGCUGGCUGCACACGGCUGCGUUGGGUCCCUGUGUUGGUUUUCCUCCUCAGGCUCACCCGGCCUAGAGCAGGUGAGACCCGAGGGCCAGUAGGCGCCCCUCUCAGGCUGGGGGGAGGAUGUGAUUUUUGAUGUCGGGUGGGGACAGGUGGGGGAGGUGGGACAUACUGGGCUUGCAGGUCUCUCUCUGACUAUCUUCUUACCAGAUCUUCAUUCCCAGAACGUCAGAGUUGAAAGCGACCUGGAGAGGGCCACUCUCCACAAUCCCCAGGCCCGCCCCCAGCCCCCAAGGUCUCCUGGCUCCAGCGCUUACUAUCUGGUGUCCUUGGGAAGUUAUUUCACUUCUUGACUCAGUUGCUCACCUGUAAGUUGAGGCCAAAGAUGAGGGACUUCUCCUCCCUGGGGUAUUGUGAGGAUCGUAAUUACCGUUACUAGAUAGAGAGGGUGACGCCACUGGUCCGGAAACAGUGAGCGCCCCUGUGUGCCAGGCACUGUGCUGGGCUGGGCUCCCGGGAGGAGGCACAGACACAGGGCCCUGUCUGUGCCUGAGGUGCAUGCCGGUGCUCACACAGGGUGAUGCAGGCUUCGGUGGGGGACAGAUGUAAAGCGCUCUUGGGGUAGGUGACAAGUGUCACCCAAGGCAGUUCCAUGGUUUGAGCCGGGUCCUCGGAACGAUGGAGGUGCCCUAGGGAGAGCAAGGUGUGGAAGGCGGCUUCUGAGGCGGGGUCGGAUAGUGGAGGCUCAUAUUUGCCCUGCAAAGGACGCUGUGGCCAGGGACAGGGGACACCGAUGUUUAAUGAGAAGGGCACAGUGAUGUCGACGAGCAGUUCCAGGAGAACUGAAGGCACUGUGGGGACAGAUGGAAGUGGGACAGGCAGGAGCCUCGAGGGUCUUGGGGUCAUCCAGGCAAGAGAAAAUGAGGCCCCCUGCUGAGAGCCUUGACCAAGGUCGUGCUGUGAGAAGGGAGAGCUGGGACUUGCCCGCGGGGCCUCUGACUCCAUGGUGGCGCUCUGAGGCAUGGGCUUCCUCAGCCAUUUGGCAGAGGAGGAAACCGAAGCUUCCACAAGCCUGCCCGAAAUCACACUUAGCACUUGGUAUACAGUGGUGCAAGCCUUGGCCUCGCUUUGGGUUCUGGACCCCAAGACCCUUCCUCUCUACUGAAUCGCCUUUAAGAGAGGCUCUUACUGGUGGGAAAAUGAGCUUUGAGGAUGUGGGAAUGUGACCAGGGAUCACGUGGUAGGAGCCUGGGCAGGGGCGUCACUGGGUGGUGUGGGUGCCAGGAGGGGACCUGGUGUCCCCAGUAGUGGGUUGGGAGGAAGGACACUGGGACUUGGAGGAGACAUGCCCUCACAGAGUCCUGGCUCCAUGGCUAGUCUUAUGCUGGGUGCUGCAGACCCCGCCCCGCCCUCUGCCAUUCCUCAGAGCUUUGCGGCUCCUCUGGGAUCAAUUGCCCUCUGCCUGUUGCCCCUAGGAUCCUGUAAUGCGGACUAAUAUUUAGUGACAGAGAUCGAGGGAUUAAACUGGGACCUGGGACAUCUGGAGCCAGUCACCAAAAUACCCUGAACCCAAGUUGUCUCAUCUGUAAAUGGGAUUAGUAAUCCUUGAGUGCUUGGUAGGGGGCUAAGAGGACUGGCUCAAAGUCCUGGACAGACACAGGGUGCCCCAGCUGAUUGCUCCCUCCUAGCCCCAGAGGGGUGGCUGAGGAGUGGCUGGGCAGGGCCGCGUCACAGCCCCAGACCUGACCCUGGUCUCUGUCUCUGAACAGAUGCGGAGUGGGCAGGACCUCUGGGCAGUGUGCAAGGCACCUCUGGGCACAGAGACUGGGAAUGGGACCCCAUGGGGCCCUCACCCCAGCAUGAGGACACUCCUAAGAAGACCUACCUCGGGAGGUGCCCUGCAGUGACGGCAGAAGGGACCAAUGGAGCCCGGAGUUGGAGGCCGGUUCUGUGCCCUGGUGGACAAACUCCCCAAACCUGUUGGGAGUCACAGCUGGGGAAGAGCUCGUCCUGGCCGCCUGGCCGCAGACCUUGACUCUCAUGUGGCAACAGGGAUGGUGCCUGUGUGGACAGCCUGCUUCUCUGCUCUUGCCUGGCCCACCAGAGACAGGAAGUGACUGGUCUAAGAGAACACAGCCCGUCGGUAGCAGACCUGGCUCUAGAGACAGAACCUUCCCCCGGGUGUGAGCCGUACUUGCAGGCUUCACUUUCUGUUCAGGGCAGUUGUUCUUAGCACUUCUGGGGGCCUGAAGCCCUUUGAAAGUCUGACAAAGGUUAUGAACCUUCUCCCCAGGAAAACACACAUAUUGUGUAGACCAAGAAUCUACAAGCAAUGCCAGGGGCUCCUGGACUCCAGGCCGAGAACCUCGGCCCUGGGACCUAACCCGUCGCUCUCCUUACCUGAUGCAGAGCCCCGGGUUGGGGCCACCAUACAAGUAGCAUUCUCUCUCCCCCCCUGCCGAUCCUUCCUCCCUUGUUCAGGAAUAAAGAAUUCUGCGGAGGGG
Messenger RNA from Diceros bicornis minor, 3564 nucleotides. Its product is annotated as zinc finger protein with KRAB and SCAN domains 1. Gene Ontology annotation, molecular function: RNA polymerase II cis-regulatory region sequence-specific DNA binding; DNA-binding transcription factor activity, RNA polymerase II-specific. The transcript is spliced from 2 exons. The record is from RefSeq and is a predicted model, not a curated record. Bases 267 to 878 code for a protein of 203 amino acids. Lineage: Eukaryota; Metazoa; Chordata; Mammalia; Perissodactyla; Rhinocerotidae. Gene Ontology annotation, biological process: regulation of transcription by RNA polymerase II.